Mycotypha africana is the source of this 1668-nucleotide messenger RNA. RefSeq lists its product as uncharacterized. The record is from RefSeq and is a predicted model, not a curated record. The transcript is spliced from 2 exons. Bases 1 to 1668 code for a protein of 555 amino acids. Lineage: Eukaryota; Fungi; Mucoromycota; Mucoromycetes; Mucorales; Mycotyphaceae. Gene Ontology annotation, molecular function: protein binding. Gene Ontology annotation, cellular component: nucleus.
AUGACUAAUAAGGGUCCGUGCUGUGAGAAAAAUCAAACAGCGAAGAUCAAAGAAGUUGAAGAUUUACCAUUUAUAAUGCUAGAGUUAUUCACUGCUGAGGAAAAUAUAGUGACAAUCGAUGCUAACCAUCUUGUAGCAUCAAAGCACAUCAAAGCAGGUUCUAUUUUACUAAUACAGCCACCUCUAGCGUCUGUACCACUACCAGCAAAAAGACAUCAAAGAUGCAACAAUUGUUUAAAAAAGGCACAGCUGCAGUGCUGCUCGCGUUGCCGAUCAGCUUACUUUUGUAGCAACGAAUGUUUCCGCAAUGCAUGGCUUCACUUUCAUCGAGUGUUAUGUGAACCACAACAGACAGAUGUUUAUAAGGAUGUGGAUGCCGACAGAUGGUUAUUGGAAAGAACUGCUUUGACGUUGGACAGUCAUAAACGACUUAAUAAGCAACAUUCGCAUUCUCCGCCUCAUCUGCCCGCCUCUAUACAAGCUCUUCAAACAAUCAAUUUGCUUGAUUCAUCCGCAACAACAAUACCACAACAGCAGCAGCAUCAGGAAAUUGUUGAUAGCGUGGCCAACUUUCUAUCCAAUUACGACUGUCAACUUACGAAAGAAGAAUUGGAUACACUUUGGCAUCGUAUAAGAGCGGCAUCUUUUCCUAUCCAGGACAUAGAAAAUCAUCUGGAAGAAGUAGCGAUAGGUGUUUAUCCCAUAACGAAUCUUUUUGUUCAGCAUUCGUGCCGACCAAACGCAGCAUUAUCAUACAAACAGGGAGGAGUGCAGAAUCUAAUUGCUAUCGAAGAUAUAUCACCGGGAAAACCCAUCACCAUCACUUACGCGGAUCUGAUCAGCACAAAGCAGGAACGAGGAGAAGCAUUAAAAUCACGGUUCGGAAAUAAGUUUAAAUGUCAUUGCAAUCGAUGUGAAGGUGAUCUUGCCUGUUUAGAUGCAGUGUUAGAAAAGGGGGAGACACUCAAAGUGUCUGAAAAAGAAGCAGAAUCACUUUUAGAACAUUAUAUGAUUUCAUGGUCUGUUUUGGACAUGGUGAAGUAUUCAGAGUCCAAAAGAGAAAAAGGUGAAUCACUGUCACCUGUGCAUACAUUAGACAUACCAUCGUUUUGUAUGUUUAUCAACCGCAUCGCCACUCCCGAUAUUUAUUACGCUCCUCUCACAGAGAAGAAGAAGCAUACCCAUCAUCCUGAAAGUUACUUACGCGUAUGUAACAGGAAUGACAGAGAUGAAUUAUACCGCCGUAUACCGUUGGCCUGUCAAGCCAUUGCCAAUAUCCCUCAAGCACCCAGUUUUACAGUGCCAUUUAUUAAAGCAGCAGAGCGUUUGCUGAGAGCUCGAAUAACCGAAGGUAAAUGGGUUGAAAGCUCCCGCUGUGCGUUAUUUCUAGCGAUUGCCUAUAGAUUAUUGUAUCCUUUAUUACAUCCAAAAGUAUCACAUCAUACUCUCAUCUUGGCUCGUGCAGGCUGGAACGCGCUUGUGGAAAUGGAACUCAUCGGCGUAGAUAGAAAAUUGGAAAGGAUAUAUGAAAAUGGCGCACAAACUUGGAUUGAAUUGGCAAGGACUGCUGUAGCUACAACUUUUGGAAGAGAGAGCAAUUUAUGGCGUGAUGUGAUUGAGUUACAAUGGGUUUACGAACGUGAGCAAAAGGUGCGAGGCACCGCUUAA